UAGUGAGCUCACACACUCUCACACAGACACAGAUAUGACCAAGACAGCGGCAAUAGCAUCAAAGGACUUCUCCAGUAUGUGGUUGCCAGAUAUCAGGAUGUCAAAGUCAGUGGAGGUUGAGAAAGUAGGGGCUGACUCACCAUUGGAGGGCACAGAUUCUGAGCGGAAUGGACCUGAAUCAAAUCACCAGGCUCAGUCUAUGAAAGUCAAUCCCUUUCCCCUGUCACCAACCUUGAGCAGCAACAAGAAUAAGAUGGAGGAGUGUGGUGAGAUGUCCCCGGCCCUUCCUCCCUCUCACGGCCCGACCCCCUCACAGACGGCCCUGCAACAUACACAGCUCAUGCUGACCGGCUCCCAACUAGCAGGGGACAUCCAACAGUUGCUCCAGCUUCAACAGUUGGUGUUGGUGCCUGGCCACCCGCUCCAAUCUCCUGCCCAGUUCCUCCUCCCACAGGCACAGCAGGCCCAGCAAGGACUCCUAUCGACACCAAAUCUUAUUCCGCUACCUCAGCAAAACCAAGGGAGCCUGCUGUCUGCUCCAACUAGAAUGGGACUCCAAGCACAGCGAGAUAAGAGUGUGGAGGUGAGCGGCAGUGGAGGCAUGACCACGAUGCCCUCAGUGACCUCUCACCCCGAGGAGCCCAGUGACCUGGAGGAGCUGGAACAGUUCGCCCGCACUUUCAAACAGAGACGCAUCAAACUGGGCUUCACACAGGGAGAUGUAGGCUUGGCCAUGGGGAAGCUGUAUGGCAAUGACUUCAGCCAGACAACCAUCUCCCGCUUUGAAGCCCUCAAUUUGAGCUUUAAGAACAUGUGCAAGCUGAAGCCACUGCUGGAGAAGUGGCUCAAUGAUGCAGAGACCAUGUCCAUAGACAGUACCCUGCCCAGCCCCAGCUCCCUGUCCUCUCCCUCUCUGGGCUUCGAGGGGGUUCCUGGUCGCCGCAGAAAGAAGAGAACCAGCAUCGAGACGAAUGUACGCGUGGCCCUGGAGCGCUCAUUCAUGACGAACCAGAAGCCUACCUCAGAAGAGAUCCUGCUGAUUGCCGAGCAACUCAACAUGGAGAAAGAGGUGAUCCGGGUCUGGUUCUGUAACCGCCGGCAGAAAGAGAAGCGCAUCAAUCCCACCAGUGCCACCCCUCCCCUACCCAGCCAGCCCCCCACCGCCCCACCAACGCACAAACCGCCCUGCUACAGCCCUCACAUGAUGUCCAGCCAGCUGUCGCAGGCUGUGACCAGUCUCAGCAGCACAACAGUGACUACCAUGUCCUCCGUCUGCCCCCUGACUUCCAGCCUCACCUCCACCCACGGCUCCCUCAGCUCAACCCACCCCUCUCUCAGCUCCGCACCCUCCCCCGUGACUCCUCCUCCUCCUCCCCGCAGCACGGCCAGCCCAGCUACUCCCAGCCACAGCACACUCAAUCUUAACACCGGCUUAUGGCGUAUGGGUAAAAAGAACGGUGACGUGUCUAACUACAUCACCGAUUUUGCUGCAAACUUGAGGAACACUGUGAUGGGAGUUAACACAGGGAUGAACCAAGCCCUCCUCGGUAACAAUCCCCUGGCCACUAUCCAAGCCCUAGCAGCCAGUGGUGGCCAGCUGCCUCUUUCCAGUCUUGAGGGGGGCAGUAAGGUGAUGCUGGGGACCUCUGGGGGCCAGGGAGGGGGCCUCCCCUCCUCACUGUUCCUCAACCACCCUGCCCUCCUUCACAUGGGCCAGAACCCCGGCGCUGGACUGGUCAGUGCCGCUGUAGCCAAAGCCUCCCAGCCCUCCCCCUUUCCCUCGGCCAGCAGCAUCAGCCCCACCCCCUGCUCCCCCUCCCCCUGCUCCAGCCCCGCCUCUUCCUGUUCCUCCAGCGAAAUGGCACACAGCCCGCCCUCUCUGGGCGGGGCCAAGAUCGAGUGACCACGCCAAGGGCCAAUCAGAGAGGAGGAGGAAGGAGGAAACAAGAACCUCGCCUUUCACACCAAAGCUAUCUCUUUCUCUCUCUUGCGCUCUUCUUCCAUUAUUUUUUUCGCAAUGGCUCUUUCUCUCUUUCUCUCCCAGUCUUUC
Messenger RNA from Xiphias gladius (swordfish), 2050 nucleotides. RefSeq names its product POU class 2 homeobox 2a (gene pou2f2b). The record is from RefSeq and is a predicted model, not a curated record. Lineage: Eukaryota; Metazoa; Chordata; Actinopteri; Istiophoriformes; Xiphiidae. Gene Ontology annotation, molecular function: DNA-binding transcription factor activity, RNA polymerase II-specific; RNA polymerase II cis-regulatory region sequence-specific DNA binding. Gene Ontology annotation, cellular component: nucleus. The transcript is spliced from 15 exons. Bases 35 to 1903 code for a protein of 622 amino acids. Gene Ontology annotation, biological process: regulation of transcription by RNA polymerase II.